AUAGAAUAACAAUAAUUCAUCAUACAAUACAAUUGCACGUCACACUUUCCACCGUAUAUAAAUAAUAUUAAUCUCCUCCCCACAAUAAUCCAACUUGUACCGUUUCUUUCAUUCUUUCUACUCAAUCGGAACACGAUGUCGUGGCAAGCGUACGUGGAUGACCACUUGAUGUGCGAGAUCGAAGGAAAUCACCUCACUGCCGCCGCGAUUAUCGGUCACGACGGCGUCGUUUGGGCCCAAUCAGCCACCUUCCCUCAGGUCAAGCCAGAGGAAAUAACUGCUAUCAUGAAUGACUUCAAUGAACCUGGUUCUCUUGCACCAACCGGUUUAUACCUUGGUGGUACCAAGUAUAUGGUUAUUCAAGGCGAGGCUGGGGCUGUGAUUAGAGGGAAAAAGGGACCAGGAGGUGCUACUAUUAAAAAGACAACAAUGUCCUUGAUCAUUGGUAUUUAUGAUGAACCCAUGACUCCAGGCCAAUGCAACAUGAUUGUUGAACGGCUCGGUGACUAUCUCCUCGAACAGGGUUUUUAAUUUGCUCUUGAAAGUGAUACAGUACUGGUAAUUAAAGUUGUGGAGUUGUAAACCAGGUGGUGGAAAAUAUAAACAAACUUUGAAUUGAUCAACUUUUUCCUGUAUUAUCAUCCUUCUCAUGAUGGAAGUGGGACACUUGUUUAGUUCUUAUUUUUGGAGUGUAUUUUGAUUAAUAUUUUUAUUAUGUUUUGGAUCUCUGAUAUUAUUAUUAUUACUUC
Helianthus annuus (common sunflower) is the source of this 749-nucleotide messenger RNA. RefSeq names its product profilin-2. The record is from RefSeq and is a predicted model, not a curated record. NCBI's taxonomy places the organism in Eukaryota, Viridiplantae, Streptophyta, Magnoliopsida, Asterales, Asteraceae. The transcript has 4 exons. Bases 136 to 531 code for a protein of 131 amino acids. Gene Ontology annotation, molecular function: actin monomer binding. Gene Ontology annotation, cellular component: cell cortex.